Molecule: messenger RNA, 4361 nt
Organism: Leptidea sinapis
Lineage: Eukaryota; Metazoa; Arthropoda; Insecta; Lepidoptera; Pieridae
Gene: RhoBTB
Product: rho-related BTB domain-containing protein 1
Exons: 19
Coding region: 96-2156 (686 amino acids)
Biological process (GO): small GTPase-mediated signal transduction
Molecular function (GO): protein binding; GTP binding; GTPase activity
Source: RefSeq, a predicted model, not a curated record
AGAUUUCUUAUUGAAAUGUGCUCGUUGUGAAGUGAAAAUGCACAAAUAAUAUUGUUUCAAUAAAUAGUUUGUUAACGUAAGUGAACACGCAUAGGAUGGAUAACGAACAACCCCACCAAGAGCUUGUCAAGUGCGUGGUGGUGGGUGAUACAGCCGUGGGGAAGACUCGUCUGAUAUGUGCCAGGGCAUGCAACAAACAUGUCUCUCUCUCUCAGUUGAUGACCACCCACGUGCCGACAGUGUGGGCGAUCGACCAGUACAGGAUUUAUAAAGAUGUCCUGGAAAGAUCUUGGGAAGUUGUCGACGGAGUGAAUGUAUCCCUCAGACUCUGGGAUACAUUUGGAGAUCAUGAAAAAGACAGACGUUUUGCUUAUGGCAGGUCCGACGUAGUGCUGCUGUGUUUUUCAAUAACAAAUCCUAUAUCCUUAAGGAAUUGCGGUGCGAUGUGGUACCCAGAGAUACGGCGUUUUUGUCCAAACACACCAGUACUUCUGGUGGGAUGCAAAAAUGACUUACGAUAUAUGUACAGAGAUGAGGCAUAUUUAAACUUCUGCAAAGAUCGCAGUCCCUUUAUAAGGGCACCAAGGAAAAGCGAUCUAGUAAUGCCGGAUCAAGGGCGCGCUCUGGCACACGAGUUUGGAAUAUAUUACUAUGAGACAUCUGUAUUUACUUAUUAUGGUGUCAAUGAGGUGUUUGAGAACGCUAUCCGAGCAGCGCUGAUUGCAAGAAGACAGCAAAGAUUUUGGAUGACCAACUUGAAACGUGUACAAAGACCUUUGUUACAGGCUCCUUUUAGACCGCCACGACCGUUAGAGCCAGAAGUUUCGGUCGCGGGCAGUGACUACUUGGAAAAUACGGCAACAUUACUACGGCAACAGGUAAGCAGUAUGGGCGAGGCAACAGCAGGCGAUUUCAAUGAAGACACAGAGUUUUUAAUUAGGCAAGAUCAGGCAAAACAGUUAAGAGUAUGGGAUCACAUAAAGCGUCGUUCAUCUUGCCAGAUCUUAACUCUCAGCGACAAUUGUAAGAAGCCGCCGGAUUUGUUCAGAGAAGUCAACCAUCCCGCCAUUUUGUCAAUCAAAGUUGUGAAGUGCGACAAAAUCCAGCACGCGACUUCGCAGACCCAAACUAUUGUGACUAUGAGCAAGCUUAUAUCACAAAAUGUGAUGCAAGAAAUUAUCAAUUUCAUAUACACUGGCGUUAUCGACAGUACAGCAUUCAAACAACAGUCCGCAGCUAUCGGAUUAUUACUGGAAAUCCGUCAAGCAGCCGAGCUGUUGGGAUUCCCCGAGCUAACGAAGCUGAGCCAGUUCAUACUGGACAAGCAUCUUUUGUUCGAUAAAGGAUUCAUGCUACAGUUCCACACUCCCUUGCCCCAGAGACUUUGCGAGAUGUGUGUGGAAAGGAACAUGUUCGCCGAUGUUACUUUUGAUCUCGACGAUGGAAUACAUUUGGCUCACCGCGCGAUACUGAUGGCAAGGUGCGAUCCAAUGAAAGCCAUGUUUCAGGGACAUUUUCGGGAGAGUACUUCUAGAGUGAUAUCAUUCCCUGGUGUAAAAAUGUAUGCAUUCCACAUACUUUUGUGCUACAUUUAUUCAGACAAAAUACCAAUAGUGGAACCCACGAGAUGCUUGGAACUUCUUGAGUUAGCCAACCGUCUGUGUAUGAAUAGACUGGUUAACCUGGUGGAGGCGAGGGUUAUAGAUCAGCUGCAGCAUCAGGAUAGACUUGGCGAUGAGGAUCAAGUUGUAGAAAUAGCUCUGUUUCUGCUUGAGCCAGUUAAGUUACACAACGCACACAAUCUGUCUGAGUGGUGCACUUGGAGACUAUGCGGUGCUUACGACAGGGUUUGCAGAGCUAAGCACCUCAGCCCUGCCUCCAGGGAUUACCUGGCUGAUAACAGAUGGCCGCCUGUUUGGUAUGUUAAAGAGUUCGAUUAUUACCAGAAGUGUCUGGCGGAACAAUCGAAAGAACUGAAGGACACGGCACGACCGACAACAUCAUUGCAAGCUAACCAACAGACUGGUUGCCUGUGCUUUACUAGUAAAAUUCGCAGAGAAAGUGGAGAGGCGGUAGCGGGAGCUGUAGCGGGCGAGGUACCGGACGCGACCACCGCCCUAUGCCGCAUUGAUCCAGCGCAACCGGCGCCACUCUGACGUAUGCCUUAUUGGAGAUCGCUUCGGACUGCGGUGCUCCUGCCAGUUUCAAUGUGCUUCAUGAGCACAAUACUGACUAUUUUAAUAAUAUUUCACGUAUACACUUAAGUGCGGGUUUAAUCAAAAUACAGAUCGUAGACUCACAUAUACAAAAUAGACCGAUUUAUUUGAAGAAAGUUAUUUGUAAAGUGAAAUCUUUAGGUAUGUGGAGAAGCAAUGAAGUGGUAUCACCGUUAUGGCAAAGAGAUUAAAUUAUAAUAUAUAUUAGAUAGAGCAGACAACACGAAACGUCUUAAAGUGCGCUGUGUAGGUAAUUUAUAUUGUAAGUGUUAAAUGAGACAGAUAUGUAACUCUCGAUGAAAUCGGCUCGAGUGGAUUAAGGGCGCGUAACCAGCCAGAGAUUACCUUGUCAGAGUUAAUGUAUAAUCAUGCAUCGUGGCAGUACAAUGGCGACAUUAAAUAACCACACGGUUGCGUUCCCGGAGUGCUUGCAGAAGUGAAAACAUGAACAUUAACGUUGUGCAUUUUUGAAUAAUUUUGAAUGGUUAGGAAUUUCGCACGAAUUGCUUUAUUUUUCAAUAGGUAUAAAAGUACUUGCAUUUAUGUGGUUAAAUACAAUACUCAUUUAUUGCGCAUUCGUACACAAAAAUGACAAUUUAUAUUACAUAAAAAAUUUAACGCUUCAGAACUAUUGCAAUAAUUGUACAUUAAAAAAUUUAUCCCUCAGAAAAAUUAACUUUCAUCCACAACCUCAAUGACUGUCUUACGAAUUUUCUAUCAGUUCACGUGUCCUGCCGCGAGUUUAACAUUUUAUAUCCAUCCCAAUAAAAGUGCUCGACGCCGCAAAAGAAGUUUUCACUUCAAAAUAUAAUACUACUAUAAUAUAACUAUAAUAUACCUAAUUCAUCCAAAUAAAUCAAUUUUUCAUAAUAUCAUUUCGCAACACUCUGUAUGUAAGCAAUCCAGCCGCCGGGAGUUAGUGUAGGCACUGACAUCUACUGAAAACGUAGUGCAACCACAUAAGGGUGAUUAAAAUUUUGUUUUCUUUUAUAAUUUGUUUGAUAAUUUCAAUGUAAUUUGUCACCAAUGUAAUUUCACGCUGUAGGUAAUUACAAAUAGGUAACAAAAAAAUUGUACAUUGUCCCCAAAUUAAUAAUGCGCAUACAGAUAUUCGCCACUUUUCGGCAACGCGGUCGUAUUUCCCAACCGUCGGGAGACGAUAUCUAUAUAGAGAGGUAAAAUGCAUUACUUUUGCAUAAUUUAGUAGAAUUAUAUUACAAUAAUAAUAACAAGAGGGGUGUAUAAUAGGAGCUCUAUAUAAUUCCACAUAGACUGAACACGUGCAGUCGGCACCAAUACUCAAAGACGACAGACUGACCGGCUACCACAGCCGACCGCCCGAUUUGUUUUCGUAUUGUGAACUCAUGAUUUGACUCCUAUUUCUUUCGCACAAGGUGCAAAAUGCAAGUGCAUUGUUUAGGGCUCUUACGAUUGAAUGAUUCGGGUGUUUCCGGGACUACGCCCGUUAAUUUGGGAGCACUGUAUAUCGAAUUACUGACUUCACAUUAAAGUUUUUACUUCUGGCGCGUGGUCUUACCACCAUUUUUUUAAGCAGUUUGUGGUUAAUUCGUUUUUAUAUCUUGUUUUUGGAGGAAAGAGCUGUGAUAUAGGUUAGUGGCAUCUAGAAUGAGGAAUUUCUCGUCCAUUCUGUGACGAACGUAACGUAAGCAUGCGCUUAAAUGCGCGUAAAACUUUUCUUUUUAGUUAUAUAAUAAGGCGUGCAUAUUGUUCUUUUGAUUGUCCAGUUAAUAAGCUUAGCUGAUCUCGUAUUCAUAUAUGUAAAUUUAUGCUAAAUCACAUGAAACAACAGAUAAGUAUAUUUAUUUAACCUCUUCUCUGUUGAUAAGCUAGCUACACUUAAAAAAAUUGUCCCCUGGAGGGAGUAACAUAAUAUAAUAUAACAUAAGUAUUAAAACACUGUAAAUUAUAAAUUUAUUUUUAUAGCGAGAAAUUAUCAAUAUUUAAUGAUCUCGUUUCGCAUGCUUUGCUGCCUGAAUGGAAAUAAAUAUUAUUCAUUUCAAGCACUGCGCAAAAUGUAUAUUUCGCUAGAUUUUAAUUCAUAAUUAUAUUUAAUCAUACUAUGAAGUAUUGGGUUAAUCAUUUUUAACUUGUGUAACUUAUUUUUUACUAUAUUAGUUUUAAACU